Molecule: messenger RNA, 831 nt
Organism: Scedosporium apiospermum
Lineage: Eukaryota; Fungi; Ascomycota; Sordariomycetes; Microascales; Microascaceae
Exons: 2
Coding region: 1-831 (276 amino acids)
Source: RefSeq, a predicted model, not a curated record
AUGUCAAAGAAAGCCAAGCACGUCCCCAACGCCUGGGACGAUGAGGACUGGGAGGUCCUCGCCGAUCGCGCCGAGAAGGAAGCUGCCAAAGAAGCAGCCCAAGAACCACCCGUCCGAUUAAGCAAAUCCGAGCGUCUCGCUCUUCACCACGAUGAAUCCCCCGAACCAUUUCACUUUCUUGAGGCCUCCUCAAACGUCCCGCUCGCUACAGCCUACAAGACCCAAGUAAAAGUCCUCUCACGGAAACCAGUCAUCGCUAAGCGUGACCCCUCCGGCGCCAACGCGAAUGGGUCCCUCGGCGAUGAUGACGGCGAGGAGGACAAGGAAGAGGAGAAGGAGGACAAGGUGGCGGCCGAGGCGCGCAUAGCGCUAGAAAAGUCCAUUCUCGAGGAGAAGCAGAGGGCGUACGAUGAGGCGCGGAGGCGCAUAUUCGGCGAGGAAGCCGGGUCGGAGGAGCAGAAGCAGGCGGCGGCAAGGUCUGAUGGUAACAGUGGUUCACCUAGAGGGUUGGGCAGGGGUAGGGGGAGGGGAAGGGGUGGUAGGGGCAGGGGCUUCUCGGGAGUUGCGACGGGGACGGGGAGGAAUAGUGGCGACUCGAGGGGCGGCUCACCGGCGAGGCCGGCGCAAUCUGGAAAUCGGGAGUUGUACGACCCGGGUUACACCCCAAAGUCAGGGGGUGUAUUACUCCAGAGACCAGACGGGGGGCAGCAAGUAAAACAGGGUGGCGCGCGAGACUAUAACCAAAUCGCAGCAGUAAGAGAGCCGAGGGGACCGGACGGAUCCGGAAGAGGGGGCUUUGGAUUUGCGCGGAGAGGCGCGCGGGGCUCCUGA